This is a messenger RNA of Glycine soja, 855 nucleotides long. RefSeq names its product 36.4 kDa proline-rich protein-like. NCBI's taxonomy places the organism in Eukaryota, Viridiplantae, Streptophyta, Magnoliopsida, Fabales, Fabaceae. The transcript has a single exon. The record is from RefSeq and is a predicted model, not a curated record. The coding region runs from base 59 to 598 and encodes 179 amino acids.
GAAAUAUCAAACUCAUACAUAGAAAAUAAAUAAGAAGAAUUUAGAAACCCUAACCAUCAUGUCUCCAAAAUCAAAGGCUAAAGCUAUGUUCAUCAUCUUCAAAAUAUUAAUGUUAAAUCUUUUGCCACCAAUAUAUGCAUGUGGGCCAUGCACUACGCCACGUUACCCCAAAGGGCCGCCCCAUCACGGAGGAGGCCGGCCGAAAGUGUCGCCUCCGCUGCCGCCAAUCAUAAUCAACCCUCCGGUGGUACCGCCACCGGUGGUGAUAUACCCUCCACCAAUCUCACCGCCAUACCCGCCGCCGCACGGUGGUGGUGGUUCUCCUCCACAAAGGACAUGCCCAGUUGAUGCCCUAAAAUUGGGGCUUUGCUUGGAUGUGCUUGGAGGAUUGGUGCAUGUGGGAAUAGGGAACCCAGUUGAGAACGUGUGCUGUCCAGUUAUACAAGGGUUGCUUGAUCUUGAAGCUGCAAUUUGUCUUUGCACCGUUAUUAGGGCUAAGCUUCUUAACCUCAGCAUCUUCCUUCCUAUUGCACUUCAAGUCUUGGUCACUUGCGGGAAGACUCCUCCUCCUGGUUUUGUUUGUCCACCGCUGUAUUAAACCACUGCAUGCACUACUUCAUACUACCCCAAUACUCAAGCCUAUAUAGUUCUAGUUAGUUACUACUUACUACUAGAUUAAUAUGUCUUUAUCUUUUCUAUUAGGGUUUAUGUAAUGACUCUUAUUUCGUUUUAUGUGUAUGAGUUUACGCUUUAAUUAAUUAUAUACUUCUCAGGAUUUACUGCUAAGUUUUCCUGUUACGAAUUUGAGGGUUGUAGUUUCUUUGCUAUAAAGUUCGUUUAAUGUUGUUACUGCUA